GGCAACAUUGGAAAACACCGGUCGGAAUCCUGUAUCUAUCUUUCGCCUAUCAUCGUUGAAUCGAAGCACACAUUCAUCGCUUCUUGUUCCUUUUCUAAACCCAACACCGUACCCUUUACUUCUCUUUCUCUUCGAUCCACCGCGUGCCUGCUCCUCUGCUUCAGGCACCUACUCUCGUAGAUUAGGUUAAAUGGCGAGGAUCAAACCUCAGGCUCUGCUGCAGCAAAGUAAAAGGAAGAAGGGUCCUUCUCGCAUAAGUGCCACGACUAUCAUAUUUUACUUUUUGAUUCUUGCCUUGAUUGGCUUUUUCCUUUUUGCUUCGUACAGACAUUGGUCCAGCAGGUCAAGGUUGCAGUCUGAAAAUCACUUGUCAGUUUCCCAGGGCGAAAAUACUUUUGGAGGGGAGUCAAAGAAAUCUGAUCUGCCUGGAUAUGCUGUCUUAAAUACCUCUAAAGGUUCUAUAAUAAUAAAACUGUACAAGGAAAGUGCUCCUGAAGUUGUUGACGAAUUCAUUGACUUAUGUCAAAAAGGGCAUUUCAAGGGGAUGCUUUUUCACCAAGUAAUUAAGCACUAUGUGAUUCAGGCAGGGGAUAACCAAGGAACUGGAGCUGCUGAAGAUUGGAACUUGAGAGGAAAGCAACAUACUAUUUCUAGUAUGAAACAUGAAGCAUUCAUGCUUGGAACUUCCAAAGGCAAACACAACAACAAAGGAUUUGAUCUUUUCAUAACUACUGCACCGAUACCAGAUCUAAAUGAGAAACUUAUUGUGUUUGGGCAAGUCAUCAAGGGAGAGGAUGUUGUUCAGGAAAUUGAAGAAGUGGAUACAGAUGAACAUUACAAACCUAAAAUAUCUAUUGGGAUACUGGAUGUGACUCUUAAACAGAAGGUCUGAAGGCUCUUUGCUAGAUCAAGAUCUUGAUGAGCUGUGAUAUUUUGCAGAUAACCUGUUUUGGUACACUGGUCAUACCUUUUGUACAGGGAUGAACCUUGAGAGUUUCACCUAGCGUGCAUCUAUCAAGUGUCCGAGGCAUCAUGUUGUUUUUGCUAUUGAAUUUUUAGUUAACACCAGGAUUAUGCAAUCUCCUUUUCUUAACUUCUGUCUUUUGACUUUUUCUUUGAAAAAAUUGGGGGGGUUAGAUUUAUAGGCAGGGUUUUUCAUUUUGCUUGUAAGGUUUGGUAAUAUCACAUUUUUCAUUUUCAUUUUGGCAUUACUCUUCAUUUGUAACCUCAGAGAGAUCACAUGAUCACUUCCCUAUGCUGUUCACAUUUCAUGUGUGUUGUGUUUCCAUUGAUUGAUAUGGCCAAUUUGUUGGUCACUCAGAAUGGUAAGCUUUGUAAGUCACAUUUCAAUUUGGUUAUAAAAGCCAUACUUGUUUAAUUACAUUAA
Messenger RNA from Cajanus cajan (pigeon pea), 1387 nucleotides. Its product is annotated as peptidyl-prolyl cis-trans isomerase CYP21-4. NCBI's taxonomy places the organism in Eukaryota, Viridiplantae, Streptophyta, Magnoliopsida, Fabales, Fabaceae. The record is from RefSeq and is a predicted model, not a curated record. Gene Ontology annotation, molecular function: peptidyl-prolyl cis-trans isomerase activity. Gene Ontology annotation, biological process: protein peptidyl-prolyl isomerization.